Messenger RNA from Carassius gibelio (silver crucian carp), 3920 nucleotides. Its product is annotated as serine/threonine-protein kinase Nek7-like. The record is from RefSeq and is a predicted model, not a curated record. The transcript has 10 exons. Gene Ontology annotation, biological process: protein phosphorylation. Gene Ontology annotation, molecular function: protein kinase activity; ATP binding. The coding region runs from base 108 to 1178 and encodes 356 amino acids. Lineage: Eukaryota; Metazoa; Chordata; Actinopteri; Cypriniformes; Cyprinidae.
CCCAAUUUGCUGUGAAAACGCUCGUGACGCUCGCGAUAUGGCAUUACAGUUGCACAACGUGCUGCUCUUUUAGAAGAUAUCGUGUCAAAUUAUUCACGGGGUGCAUAAUGUCGCAGUACAGCAAUAAGAAAAAGAGAAUUGAAAAACUAAAUGAACACAAGGCUUUUGAGUUGCUUUGGAUUAAACUAGUUUACAUGGAACGACGAAUGGUAGGCAUUGUCUGGAAUGUCAUUAUGGAGCAGAACAGCCUUCAAGAUCAGAAUCAAAAUUACACAGUGCCGAGGAACAUGUUAGGAUAUGGAUUCUAUUCAUUGAUGUCAAACUUCCUCAUCGAGAAAAAGAUCGGCCGUGGUCAGUUUAGUGAGGUCUAUAAAGCCACUUGUCUACUGGACAACCAGCAAGUGGCACUAAAAAAAGUAGAUUUCUGUGAAAUGAUGGAUGCUAAAGCCCGGCAGGACUGCAUUAAAGAGAUCGACUCGUUAAAGCAACUGAACCAUCCAAACAUCAUUAAGUAUUUGGACUCGUUUAUAGAAGGAAACGAGCUGUAUAUUGUUUUGGAGUUAGCAGGCGCUGGUGACCUUUCACAGAUGAUUAAGUAUUUUAAGGAAAAGCGGAAGUUGAUUUCUGAACGAGCGAUAUGGAAGUAUUUUGUGCAGCUGUGCAGCGCGCUGGAACACAUGCACUCACGCGGAGUCAGGCAUCGACAUAUAAAACCAGCCAACGUCUUCAUCACAGCUACUGGAGAGGUCAAACUCGGUGACCUUGGGCUAGAUCGAUUCUUUAGCUCCAGAUCUGCUGGGCCCUCUUUUGUUGGAAAUCCAUAUUACAUGUCUCCCGAGAGGAUUCAUGAAAACGCCUACAACUUCAAAUCACACAUCUGGUCCUUGGGUUGCUUGCUUUAUGAGAUGGCAGCUCUGCAGAGCCCCUUCUACAGUGACAAGAUGAACCUGCUCUCAUUGUGCCACAAGAUCGAACAGUGCGAUUACCCUCCUCUGCCUUCAGAGCACUACUCACAGAAGCUCAGAGAUCUGGUCAGUAUGUGCCUCAACCCAGAUCCUGACCAGCGGCCCGACAUCAGCUUCGUCCUGCAGUUCGCCAAACAGAUGCACGACCUGCUUAAAAUAGAACCGACACCCGACCCGCACCCGAAAUCAAAUCAGUUAAGCCAAUCACAUUAGACACACUUUUUUUUAAUUUUAUUGUCAGGUCAUACAGAUGUUAUUUAUGGAAAACUCUUUUUAAAAGAUAUUCGUUUUUCAUACAUUUUAUCUUAAUUUUGAUCAAUGUUUUAUCAAUCAUUGCCCGUAUUUAAUUAAUAAGAAGCAAAUAUAUAGCAGACAAUGUAAUAAUCUUAGUGUAAUUGACAGAAUUACUAAAAAAUAUUUUGCUACCUAAAUGUUAAAUAUUUUUUGUGUCACACAUGCAUGCAUGUCUAUUUCCCUCAUAUGAAAUAUAAAACGCAUGUGGACUGAUAUUUUUCCAAUGUCUGGACUCCUUUAUUAAUGGAGUAUAUAAACAGACGUUUCAAUAUAUUGGUAUUAAAUGCAUUUUCUGGCAAUUUAUAUUUCACGUUUUUACUGCAAAUGUCGAAAUACGUGCUCUUUGGUACAUCAGUGCUUGAGUCACUGAUCACAUUAGAAUAAAAUCUCUCAUAAUAAAAUACAAAAUUGACUGAUUUAUGAAUAUCCAUAGUUCUCAUAAGUCAGAAAUACAGAUAAACGCUUUCAUUUGUUGUAGUUUUGAUCCUGAAAGAAAACAGAACAACAAAAGAGCGAAUCAUACCACCGUCUGAGGUUGUGCUUCAAGUCGAACGCACCCAUUUUUAAAUCGUUCAGAGCUGAGCAUCGCGAGAAGCGGAUCUGCGCCAGAGUGCACAUGUGAAUGAAAUGCAGUCAUUUUCAGAUGCAAUAAAAAAAUAAAAAUAAAAAAUCCCAGGAUAGCCUAGAUUAGGCCCAUAUUCACAAAUGUGUUAGCUAUGGAAUGAAAUAUCUGAUAUUCCGAUUGUCAAAUACAUGCAGGUGGAAGUUAAUUGUUGUCUAAACACUUUAUAAUGAUUGCGUUAGUUGAGCUGUAUGCGCGAUAUAAUUUUAUGACACAAAUUUUGAAAUAGGCUUAAAUCAAACACAUUUUAAUUCUGAUUCUGUGUAUAUAUAUAUAUAAGAAAACAAAAACAACGGGGAAAAAAACAGCUGGCUGAUCUUUUACGUCUGUUAAUUAACUAAUGACUCAUGCAGCCGUUCACUCGGUUGUGAUUUAAAAAAAAAAAACGGAACGUAGGCCUAUUUUUACGUUUGCACGUGACUGAUUUGAACCCGUGUUUAGACCCGUCUUUCCCCUGUGUCCGACCCGACCUGCACCCGUAUCAGACACAGUUGGAUAUUUUUCACCCGUUUCAGCCAAAUUUGCGGGUCACCCGUCGUGCAGGACUCUACGUCCAGCAUCUGAUACACACACACACCUGCAGCAAUGAGGAGAACCAUUGUGCAAACCUGUGAUCUCUUCUGCGCUCUCAGUCCAACUGAUCAAGCUUUAGAAAGAUCUAGAAUUGAGUAAGGAGGGAAUGCCAACAGUGUCUAUGCUGCUUUAAGAUGAGCGUUUCUCUAGAUUUGUAUUGAAGGGAAUACCAAUAUAUUCUGUUGUGCCUUCAAAUGAUGUUUCACAGUGCUGUAUGCUGAUUGGUUUAGAGAAAGUUGGUUAGGUCAGGUGACCAGUGCCUCAUGUUGAUGAUGUCAAAGCAAGGUGGUUCUAUUUAUACAUACUUUUACUGUAGGCUUAUAUUCAUAACAGCAUUUAAAGAGCCUUAGAUUUCAUUACUUAUCUCUCUCUGUUUCUGAUACACACACACACACACACACAUACAAUUGUUGAGUGUUUUGUGAGGAAACACUUGUGUUGGAUGGUGGGUUCAGCAGUUUUGUCCUCUGGUCAAAUAUCUACCAAAAGAAAGUAUUCAUUGUAUCCUAAGAGAUUUUAUUUUUAAGGAAUUAUGAAGCAUUUGCUCAUGUUUAAAUGUGUAAUUAACUAUAAAAUGUAACUGGAAAUAUUGACUUUGUGACAGCUUUGUUUUGAAGGACAUCUGAAGCAUUUUAAUUAAUUUCCAUUAGUGCGGUUUAUAUUAGAUUUUCUGAAGAAAAAUUGCCCAAUUAUUAUGAAUUGAGAAUUUGUAUUAUCUACUACGGUUUCUCUUUAGCGCCCCCUGGUGAUAAGCAAAUAUAAGUACUAUCAUUUAUCACAUAAAACAUAAUACACUUAUUUGUAUUUCAACUCUUUUGCUAGUGUAAUUUGAGCAAAUCUGCAAGAGUUCAAUUUCAAAUAAAUGCUGUUCUUUUAAACUUAUCAAAGAAUACAAAUAAAUUGUUAAUGGAGAUGAUGAUUUUGCAAUUGUACUGUCUUGAUUAAUGCUUAAUUUGCUAUAAACAGAUAUACUGUAACCUAAGUAGUAAUAAUGCUUUUGCUUAAGUACAAAGAUGUAACCCUGUGAUGAAUGCUAUAUGAAAAAUGUAUUGUGUAACUUCACUAACAUUAAGAAAACUGCUUACUUGCAUGAAAUGUAUGUAGUGACUGAUUUAGAGUAGAAACACUUAUGUAUUAGAAAUAGUUUUUAUGAUAAAUGGACAAUAUAGUAGUUAAGGUGUAUUUCACAGACGGUUAAGAGGAAAAAGAAGAGGAAAAGGGCUAAAGCAAUGCGUAGUAAACAACUGAAAGCCUCGGCACAGGAGUUGGCAGCACUUCAGGUGAUGAUAUCAGAAGAACCAGCGUUCGACGUCUGUGUAUAAAAGACUGAGAGAGAGACGGAUACUGAACAAGCACAGUAUCCCUCGACGCCUGAUACCAGCUGAUUAUACCUUGAUUUUGUAACUUUACUAUAGUACUUUGAUAUAACUUUUGUUAACUUUAAUAAAACAUUUUAUUAUUGAUAA